CAUACAGACCCCCUGAUUCUUGAAGAACCAGUCUCUUUCUCCACAAAGUCUUUGAACAAUUUUUUUUAUAAAAAAAAAAUUUCUUCUUGUUUUUGAAGGAAUUAUUGUAAAACCAACUUGGGAGUAAGUUGCGAGCAGUUCUGUGUUAAGUCAACCAUGGGGAAGACAGAACAAUUGCAGUAAGAAGAAAUCCAAAUCUCAAGCAUUUGGGGUUGUGAACCGCAAACCAGACAAGAGAGGAGGAGAAAAUGGCGGGUGGCUCGUUCGGUCCAGCAGGCGUGGCCAAAGAGAGAGCAGAGCAAUACCAAGGAAAGGUCACAUGGUUCGUCAUCAUAGCUUGCCUUGUUGCAGCCAUUGGAGGAUCCAUAUUUGGCUAUGAUAUCGGAAUCUCAGGAGGGGUCACGUCCAUGGAUGAAUUCCUGGAGGAGUUUUUCCAUUCGGUGUAUGAGAAAAAGAAGCAUGCCCAUGAAAGUAACUACUGCAAGUACGAUAAUCAAGGGCUCGCAGCAUUCACAUCAUCUCUUUACCUUGCUGGUCUGGUUGCAUCUCUCGUUGCAUCUCCUAUCACCAGGAACUAUGGCCGCCGAGCAAGUAUCAUCUGUGGUGGGAUCAGUUUUCUGGUGGGAGCUGCCCUGAAUGCUGCAGCAGUGAACCUAGAAAUGCUCCUUCUGGGUCGGAUCAUGCUUGGUGUGGGCAUUGGAUUCGGAAAUCAGGCAGUCCCGUUGUAUUUGUCGGAGGUAGCGCCGACCCAUCUGAGAGGAGGUCUAAACAUGAUGUUUCAGUUGGCCACGACUCUCGGAAUCUUCACGGCCAAUAUGGUGAAUUUCGGCACACAAAAGCUCAAGCCUUGGGGUUGGAGACUCUCUCUUGGUCUGGCAGCAUUUCCCGCUUUUCUGAUGACAGUGGGCGGUUUUUUCCUUCCCGAGACUCCCAACAGCUUGAUCGAGAGAGGGUUGACAGAGAGAGGCAGACGAGUGCUGGAAAAACUCAGAGGAACAAGUGACGUUAAUGCAGAGUUUCAGGACAUGAUAGAUGCUAGCGAGUUGGCGAAUUCUAUCAAGCAUCCCUUCAGGAACAUUCUGCAGAAAAGAAACCGGCCACAACUGGUCAUGGCUAUUUUCAUGCCCAUGUUUCAGAUUCUCACUGGAAUAAACUCCAUCCUCUUCUACGCUCCCAUUCUAUUCCAGAGCUUGGGAUUUGGAGGAAACGCUUCACUUUACUCAUCAGCCCUCACAGGAGCCGUUCUUUGUUCCUCCACUUUGAUUUCCAUAGCAACAGUAGACAGGUUGGGGCGACGAGCCCUUCUCAUCAGCGGCGGAUUACAGAUGAUCAUUUGCCAGGUCAUAGUUUCAGUGAUCUUGGGAGUGAAAUUCGGAGACAACCAAGAGCUAUCAAAGGGUUAUUCUGUCGUGGUGGUUGUAUUCAUUUGCCUCUUCGUUCUAGCGUUCGGAUGGUCGUGGGGACCUCUUGGUUGGACCAUCCCGAGUGAAAUAUUCCCACUGGAGACUCGAUCAGCUGGACAGAGCAUUACCGUUGCUGUCAAUCUUCUCUUCACUUUCAUCAUUGCUCAAGCUUUUCUUGCUCUCCUCUGUGCAUUUAAGUUUGGCAUUUUCCUCUUCUUUGCCGGUUGGGUCUGUGUGAUGACCAUCUUCGUUUAUUUCCUAUUGCCUGAGACCAAAGGCGUGCCCAUUGAAGAGAUGAUACUCUUGUGGAGGAAACAUUGGUUCUGGAAGAAGGUACUACCUGCAAAUGAUGAAGAUGAGAGCAGCAACGUUCAAAGCAACUCAGUUCAAACAGCUUAGGCUUAGGCUUAGCACCAAACUGUUCCCUCUAAAAGAUACAACACUUCAAACUUCGCAACCUCGAUUUCGGGUUUUCCUUC
Tarenaya hassleriana is the source of this 1882-nucleotide messenger RNA. RefSeq names its product sugar transport protein 7. Gene Ontology annotation, biological process: monosaccharide transmembrane transport. The coding region runs from base 249 to 1802 and encodes 517 amino acids. Lineage: Eukaryota; Viridiplantae; Streptophyta; Magnoliopsida; Brassicales; Cleomaceae. The record is from RefSeq and is a predicted model, not a curated record. Gene Ontology annotation, molecular function: monosaccharide transmembrane transporter activity. Gene Ontology annotation, cellular component: membrane. The transcript is spliced from 4 exons.